GUGUACGAAACAUUACGUGCGUUAUUUUGUUAUCAAAUUUCAGAUUUGAGUGAUAUAAAAUAUGAGGACUCGACUUUACGGUACCAUUUGUCGAUGUGAUUAUUGCGGUCGUGAAAUACCGAGUCGAAUACGCUUGAAGUGAAAAACGCGUCGGAAAGAGACGCCAUCAUUGAGAAUGAUGCCACUAAUGAACGCGAGGCCGCGUCUCAUGAUCGAUGAAACGGGGUGGCGGUUCUGUGCGCAUGCACGCGACACCAUUACAAAACCGUGCGGCCGAAAGCGCGUCAGUCUUACGCUACAGUCGCCAGAGUUUGUGUGACGGUUGAUUCUCUCUUCCAGACGGUUGAGCAAUUCAUUGUUUUCACUUUUUUAGUAUUCAGUUUCACGGUUCGACGGUGAAAUGGAUGCAACCAUUGCGGGUAACAAUGUACCGAACGGAGCGUCUGCAAUGGCCUGGCGGGAACAACCUCCGGUCGCUGAGAGUGACAAUGAAACGGAUAAUGCGCCUGAAGGAUCAACGGGAAAACAGUCCGAUAAAAAAAAGAAAACGGGAUACCAAAGAGUACAUUAUCAAACGCAUUUUGAGAAGCUCACGAAAUAUUUCAACAUGACCAGAUCCAUCAUGAGAAUCCGGCCGAUUAUCCGCGAUGGCGGGAAGGUUACGGUACGCGUCCAAAUGGAUACGAAGAGGUUUAAACUCAAUAACAACGACAUGAUGAUGAAUUGCAUUACGAUGGGCAAGGAUCAAAUACCUUACGCCUAUUUGCCACCAAGGAAUGCCGGCCGGAGAAGAAUCGAAGGAGACCGUUUGCUGUCCUUGGUGGUCGAAACGGAGAACAGGGCACUGAGCUGGUAUAGAAAACUCUUCGAGUUCGUCGGGCCAAUGCCGCCGGAUCCGAUCGAGUUUAACGUCAGAACUGCGAACACCAUGACAAUGUUCCAGAUCAUAUACGAUCAAGUCGCAUGGCACCUGUUCGUUCGCGGCUAUUUGGACGGCGCCGAAGACGUGAACGAGAAAAAUAUGCCGAAGCGCAACCGUCCACCGCCGGAAAAAGAGCAACCGUUGCCUCGGUCGAUUGCGGGGCCGCAUCUUCCGAUACACUACGAGAUGGAGGAAUUAAUGGACGCGUUCAUGUGCUCUGAUUGGGACGAAAUAGAGUAUGUGCCGCCGAGCGAUUGAAGUCGAUUGAACGCUGUCACCGCGUCUUUUGAUUUGCUUAACCACCGACCUUGUUCACCGACAACAAUAUUAAUUAAAAUAAUAAACAUUAUGACUGAAUUA
Molecule: messenger RNA, 1282 nt
Organism: Sipha flava (yellow sugarcane aphid)
Lineage: Eukaryota; Metazoa; Arthropoda; Insecta; Hemiptera; Aphididae
Source: RefSeq, a predicted model, not a curated record